Drosophila gunungcola (fruit fly) is the source of this 1006-nucleotide messenger RNA. It is a transcript of the gene GXIVsPLA2, whose product is annotated as group XIIA secretory phospholipase A2. The record is from RefSeq and is a predicted model, not a curated record. The transcript is spliced from 3 exons. Gene Ontology annotation, molecular function: A2-type glycerophospholipase activity; calcium ion binding. NCBI's taxonomy places the organism in Eukaryota, Metazoa, Arthropoda, Insecta, Diptera, Drosophilidae. Bases 104 to 793 code for a protein of 229 amino acids. Gene Ontology annotation, cellular component: extracellular region. Gene Ontology annotation, biological process: arachidonate secretion; phospholipid metabolic process; lipid catabolic process.
CCCGGUCACAUUGCAAAAAGAAUCUCUAGGAUAGUUUAUUAUUAUGCGCUCAAAACAAAUAUCUCACCUUUUUCAAACGGAAUACAAAUAAGAUAAACCAAAAAUGCAGUUCUCCUGGAUGAAGGUGGCCAUAUACCUCCUAACUUUCCUCACAUACGCCUAUUCCGGCUACGGAUCCAGCACAAUAGUCCAUCUAAGGGAUGCCAUUAUAGCGGCGGAGGCAAUAUUUGGUGACGUGUUCAAGAACCUGAUAGUUCUGGUGCGCAAAUUUCGCACGGUUCACGAGGUAUUCGAUGCGGCAGUGGACGAGAAUUGCGUAUACCAAUGCCCCGCUCCGGAUAUCGGAGGACCAGCCCCUCGGGCGGUUCAGAAUAAGUUCUAUACUCCCACGGCCGACGGAUGUGGUUCGCUGGGCUUGAGGAUCAGCACGGAUUACCUGCCCGCCAAGGAAAUGGAGACAUGCUGCAAUGAUCAUGACAUUUGCUACGACACCUGCAACAGCGAUAAGGAGCUGUGCGACCUGGAUUUCAAGAGGUGCCUCUACAAAUACUGUGAUAGCUACGAGAAGUCCAUUGCCAGCGAUCUUAUGAUGAAGGGAUGCAAGGCGGCUGCCAAGAUGCUAUUUACCGGCACCCUAACUCUGGGCUGCAGGUCCUAUCUGGACUCCCAGCAGAGAUCCUGCUACUGUGUUCCUCCAAAGACCUCCUCCUACAAUGGAAACAGCAACAAGGGCAGCAGCAGGGAGAAGCAGCAGCGCCAGAAGUACGGCUGGAAGGAUCGGAACGAGAUAUAGUACCGGAUCACUUUUCACGAGGGUGCGGGGCACAUGGGGUAUUAUCUAGAUAAGUGCGCGUUAAAUGUUUUCGUUAACCUGUGUUGUGUUAGUUUAUGAACGGGUGUCUAUAGCCUUUAGACUCCUUUUGACGAAUUUCAUAAUUGUAUACCAAAUUGUGGCAUGCGAACGGUUCAGACUGUUAAAUACAUUGAUAUUUUUACCUAUAAGAAA